AUGGAAGAUCAAUUUACGCAUAUUUUGUCUCAAAAAGCGAUAGGAAACAUACUGUGGCCACUCAUAAUAAUACUUCUGUUCAAUACUGUGGUCAUAAGUCAAUAUAGUAUUCUUGAAUUUAACGAAACGCAGUCCGGAUUUUCAGCUUAUAAUGUUAAAACUUAUGGUGAUGGAACAGUAUUAGUUCAGAUGAUUUCGAACAAAUUGAAUGUUUCAACAAAUGCAAAUACCACGUUAAAUUGUACACUACCAAUCCUUUCUUUUCGAAUUCUUUAUCCAAAUGGAUCCAUUAAUUCGAUUAUCAUAGAAUCAUCAGGAAUUCCUGAUUUUAAUUUUUGUCAAAUAAACAUUGAUGGGAUAUCUGAUUAUUAUAUUCAAGUUUAUCCUCUUGCGAAUAAUUUCAUUUUUACUACUUAUCUAAAUUCAAGUGAUCCCAAAAACGCUUAUGUAUAUGGGCUUCUAAUAUCAUUUAAUGGGAGCAUCAUCAGUACGAUUUAUUUACAUGAAGCAUAUGCGAAUGAAGCUGGAAAUAUUCAGCCACCUGGUUCCAUAUAUUAUUCCAAAUAUAUUGUGAAUGUAGGUUUCCUAUAUGUCGGGUUACGAAGAGACACAGGAGACGUUAUGUGGAGUCAUUUUACCACGCCUCAUUCGGUGAACGAUUAUAAGAUUAAUCGUGUGCAUGAUGGCAUAAUACCUAACGUAGAAAACAGAAAUACUACUGUACGAUUCUCUGCUUUCCCAAAUUCCGCUGGUGGUUAUAGUUUGAUAGUAUCUCGUGUUUCUAAUGAUAAUAACAACAUAACAAAUCAAUCGUCGACUCCUCCCACAAGUAAUCCAAUAAACGUGAGACUAUUAGUAGAGGCAUUUUUAAUUUUUCCUUAUGGAGCCGGUAUCACCGUCCCAAGUUUGAUAUAUUCAAACCCAUCUCCUAAUUUAAAUGUUUUGACAAUGACGUGUAAUGUUGAUUACUCUGGUGGUGGUAAUGUGUGUCAAUUAUAUCUAGUUCAAAACCAAAAUACGUUUGCUUUAAAAAUAAUUUAUUUAUCCUCCGGAUCGGUGAUGUCAAUUAAAGUGAUGCAGGCUGCUAACACUAACAACGCGGAUGACGUUAAAAUUAGUCCUUUGAUUCACGGGGGAUAUCUAUUAACUGUGCACGACCAUAGAUCUAUGGGUAUUCAGACUAUUAAUGGAUAUAUUCUCAAUGCAACGGGAGAUAUAAUAAGUAAUUGGACUUUACCGCAACCAUUGAUAGUGGCUUCAAGGGGUCUUCCAUACGAUUUACUUCCAAAUGACACAAUUGUUUCAGUAGCACCCAAUAGUACAGAUCGUUAUUUAAGACUUGCGAAAACGAGCUUGGCAAUGUUUUCCGUACAAGAUAUUUAUUCGAAUCCACAGAUAAAUACAACAUUUCCUAAGAUAAACCAAGUAAUUCCAAUGAAUCUCAGAGAAAUAAAUAUAACUUAUCAAAAUUCUAUUGCACUUUCUUCUCAAAAUAUGAGUAUUUAUAAAUUUAAUAAUAAUACAUCGAAUAUUCUUCGCCAAACUUAUUCUGCAAGGUCAGGGCUUUGCUCGAUAAGUAAAGACCAAAAAACGGUUUUAUUUAAUGUCUUUGAGAGCACUUUCAACGAACCAUCUACGACUUAUUACGUGUUAAUUGACCCAAAUUUUGUGACAGCAAACAGCACUGGAGAACCACUAUUGGGUGUGCAAAGUGGAAUAUGGAUUAUGACUACUGCUGUUCAAACUACAUCAGAACUUUUUUCAGAUUCUAUAACAGGUCUUAUCAGAUUGACUGUCAAUGGAACUCAACAAUUUGAACAACUUUCAUCCUCUGAUAAAAAAAAUUUUUUAAACGAAUUAUGCAAAGAACUAGCCUCAGUAAUACCAACAUCAUCAUCGAGGCUUAUUCCAAUGGAUCGUUAUGAACGCGAUCCUAAUACACCAGAACCACAAAUUCAAUUAGCACUGACAAUUACAUCUACAUCCGAUAUUUCUCAAAGAAAUUCAUUUCAUAUUUAUGAAAAUUUAAACACUUUAAUAAUAAAUAGAGAUUAUACUUCGUUGUCAUUAUUAAAACAUACACAAUAUAUUGAUUCGACUUAUGCAUUUACUCGCGCAACUAAUAUAUGGAAAGAUCAUAAAGAUAUAAUAAUUGCUUUCAUAAUUGUAAUUUUAUCAUUGUUCUUGUUUUUUGCUCUAGCUUAUCGUUUGAAUCCACAGGCUCAAAAUAGUGCAGUCUUCAGAUUCGCACUUUUAUUUAUUAGUUUUGGACUCAAUGUUGCUUUUACUUUCAAAAAUGCACGAUAUGUUUAUGAACUCUAUACACCAAGCCUCGCAAUUUUAGUAUUCUCCUUUGCAUUCAAAGAAGCAUUUGGUGUCUUUUUGAUUAUCAGAGAAGCGCAAUCAAACAUUCGAUUUUCUGAUUGGUUUCAAAAUCGUGUCGCUAUUAUUACAAUAUUUACCUUAUUAUCAGGUAUUGACAUAUAUGCAUUAAUAGUAGUUUCAUCUAAACUCUGUGGUUUAGAAAUUUUGAGUGCACCAAUUUCUGAAAAAGCCAAGACUGGUAUUUUUUGGGCAGAAUUUGCUUCAUUCUUUAUCAAAGAUAUCCCACAAUUCGUUAUUCAG
This is a messenger RNA of Scutellospora calospora, 2625 nucleotides long. The record is from the annotation of a GenBank genome assembly. Lineage: Eukaryota; Fungi; Glomeromycota; Glomeromycetes; Diversisporales; Gigasporaceae.